GAGGGAGAGAGGGGGGGGAGAGAGAGAGAGAGAGAGAGAGAGAGAGAGAGAGCGAGCGAGAGCGAGCAUAGUUUCUGAGUUUUUCUGAGAGUAAAGGCAGUACGCAUCUUAGCUAACUAGCCAAACCAGCUCAACAUUUUCAGAUAUGUGGACAGGUAUUCUGUAUUAUCGAUGUUUAUUUCAUAAAUAAACAUUUUAUUGCCCCAACCACUGUAGGUGAGCCAUGCCACUGCAGCCCUUCUCCUUCCCUUUCCCUGAAAGUCGAUUCAUCAAAGCUGGUCAUUUUAUCUACAAGUUCAAGAUCAGAGGAGGCAGCAGCUACAGUGGAGAGGAGGAUUUGGGAGGAAACGGCUUCAAUCAGGAACUGGAGGAAAUUAUCAGAGCUGUUCUGGGAAACCUGGACAGCCUGCAACCGUUCUCUAGUACCCACUUCAGUGUCUUCCCUUAUAAGAAGAACUGGGAUGGAGUGUCUAAAGUGAUGUGCGAACAUUAUGAGAAGAAUUUAAAACCCUAUCCGUUUACUCUUAUCCUCUACCUGGAGAAAAACAUGCAGAAUGGAAAUCAUCCAGAGAAGAAGUUGAGCCCAGAGAAGGAGGUUGCACAGCAGAUCCCCUCUGUUUCUGAGCCGCAGUCAAAGCGCUGUAAAAAAAAUUCACCACUAGAGGAGGCCCUACUAAAGGACUUAAUCAGUGACAUGGAGACUGAAAGCAAGGUCUCUGUGGUCAGGCUGCACAUGGACAAUCCACAUGCAGGGGAGGGAGUCAAGGAAGAUCUGAGACAUGCUGACAAGAAAGGGACCAAGGAAUCUGACGAACAGAGAUCAGGUGUCAGUACGAUCAGAGGAAGUGGGACUCCAGGUGAAGUGCAUCCUGGGACAAAUCAAGACAUGGGAGACGAGGAGGACGAGGAGGACGAGGAGGACGAGGGCAGUGAGCAGGAAGAAGAUGCAGACCCUGGGAAACCUGCAAAGUCAGGGAUCCUGACUCGACUGGCCAGCCACAUCUUCCCCUUCUCCUUGUUCUUCAGAGACCCCUGAGAGUCGUGGGACAGACAGGAGGUGUUACUGGUUCCAUUAGUGGAAACUUACUGGGGUUUAUUCUACACUGAGGAACAAAAAAGUGUUUCACAGAUCUGUUUCCCCCAUUGAUCUUUUAUAUUAAUGUCGGCAGUGUUGUUCUCACUGCGCUGCGAUUUCUCCUUUUGUUCUCUUAUCAUACAUUUGAUGUAUUCUAUUGCCACAGAGUUGGAGGUUCUAUUUUUUUCAAAAAAAUAAAUAUUAUUUUCUUAUUCCA
Dicentrarchus labrax (European seabass) is the source of this 1292-nucleotide messenger RNA. RefSeq names its product membrane-anchored junction protein. Bases 224 to 1036 code for a protein of 270 amino acids. Gene Ontology annotation, molecular function: DNA binding. Gene Ontology annotation, cellular component: nuclear inner membrane. The record is from RefSeq and is a predicted model, not a curated record. Lineage: Eukaryota; Metazoa; Chordata; Actinopteri; Moronidae. The transcript is spliced from 9 exons. Gene Ontology annotation, biological process: meiotic attachment of telomere to nuclear envelope; homologous chromosome pairing at meiosis.